AUGAUUUCCCUAAUUGAUGUCUACCAUGUUGUGGCAGCAACUGUUCCACUGUAUGUUGCUAUGAUUUUAGCUUAUGUUUCUGUGAAAUGGUGGAAGCUGUUCACACCAGAACAGUGUUCUGGUAUAAACAAGUUCGUCGCGAAAUUCUCAAUCCCAUUGCUGUCAUUUCAAGUGAUUUCUGCCAAUAAUCCCUACAAAAUGAACCUCAAACUCAUUCUCUCUGAUGGUCUACAAAAGGCAAUUGCUUUCCUAGCACUGACAGCAAUCACUAAAUUCAGCUCCCAUGGUGGAUUGAAUUCUAUCAUCACAGGUCUUUCACUCUCCACCUUGCCUAACACAUUGAUCCUUGGAAUUCCACUUUUGAAGGCUAUGUAUGCCGAAGAAGCAGGCGCGCUCGUUAGUCAGAUAGUUGUGUUACAAAGCUUAGUUUGGUACAAUUUGUUGCUGUUUCUGUUCGAGUUUCGAGCAGCAAAGGCAGCUUCUGUGACACCUUCAUCAGAAGCAACUGCAGAGGAGAUGGAGGCCCCUAAUGAAGCACAAUCGAAAGACGAAGAAGGGGGUGAAGAAAGAACCAGAAAUCCCAAGAACAUGAAAUCUAUUCUAUUAACAGUUGGUAGAAAGCUCUUUGCUAACCCCAACACUCAUGCAACAUUGUUGAGUCUAAUUUGGGCUAGCAUACACUUCAGAUGGGGAGUGAAAAUGCCAGAAAUUGUUACGCAAUCAAUUUCAAUAAUGGCAAAUGGAGGACUUGGUAUGGCAACAUUCAGCUUAGGCCUUUUCAUGGCGUCACGGCCUAGUAUAAUAGCUUGCGGAGCACGAAUGACAAUGGUAGCAAUGGGACUUAAGUUCCUUGCCGGACCUGCUGUAAUGGCAUUGUCCUCCUUUGUUAUAGGACUAAGAGGCAGAGCUCUCAGAAUAGCAAUUGUGCAGGCAGCUCUUCCUCAAGGAAUUGUUCCUUUUGUUUUCGCCAAGGAAUACAAUGUGCAUCCAGAAAUUCUGAGCACUGCAGUAAUUUUUGGCAUGCUCAUUGCUUUGCCUGUAGCUUUGGCCUACUACUUCUUACUGGAUAUAUAA
This is a messenger RNA of Fragaria vesca subsp. vesca, 1074 nucleotides long. RefSeq names its product probable auxin efflux carrier component 1b-like. Gene Ontology annotation, molecular function: auxin efflux transmembrane transporter activity. Gene Ontology annotation, biological process: auxin polar transport; auxin export across the plasma membrane. The transcript is spliced from 6 exons. The coding region runs from base 1 to 1074 and encodes 357 amino acids. Lineage: Eukaryota; Viridiplantae; Streptophyta; Magnoliopsida; Rosales; Rosaceae. Gene Ontology annotation, cellular component: plasma membrane; endoplasmic reticulum. The record is from RefSeq and is a predicted model, not a curated record.